CCCAAUUUAUUAUUAUUAUUAUUAUUAUUAUUAUUAUUUAUUAUCACUACUUUCCGAAGCCAGAUGAGUUAACGGGUUAGAUGCUGCUAAUGAGGGACCAGGAGGAUGGUGGAGGCUGUACAGCGGGUAAACUCAAACCCAAACUCAGCAUCAACUCCACGCAAAUCCACCCGUCCAUCGCGCAGGAGCCGCCGGACAUCCAGUACAGCGACUACGACGAGGAUCUCGGUUCGUGUGAUUAUUAUUCUGAGGAUGAUUGCGAGGACUGCGAGGAAUACGAUGAGUUCUCGGACUCGUUCGACACGCGGAGCAUCGCCUCGGAUGACUCGUUCUACCCGCCGGAUGAAGAGCUCACGGAGUCGGAGUGCGACCUGACGCAAACCCCCGCCGGGACGCUGUCGCUGUUCCGAGCCUGCUGCAGUAACAGUGCGCUCACUGUCAAGGCUCUAAUCCGGCAGGGUGUGACCGAGGAAGAGGUGCGAGAAAAGGACCAGAACAACCGGACUGGGCUGAUGGUGGCGUGUUAUCACGGCUACGUGGAGAUAGUCAUCGCACUGUCGGUGUGUCCGCACCUGGACGUGAACUGGCAGGACAACGAGGGCAACACGGCUCUGAUCACAGCCGCGCAGGCCGGCCACAUCACCAUCACUAACUACCUACUCAACUACUUCCCUGGCCUUGACAUCGAAAAGAAGAACUGUCAUGGAUUCACCGCGCUAAUGAAAGCCGCCAUGCAGGGCAGAGUGGACUGUGUCCGAGCGCUGAUCAUGGCAGGAGCUGAUCUGGAAGCCAGAGAUAGCGGGCGUAAGCUGACGCCUUGUGAGUGGGCGCUGUUCACCGGACGGCACGAGACGGCCUUCGUCAUGCAGCGGCUCAUCCACCGGCCGUGUCCUGAACAGUGCUCCGACUCGUACCGGCCUGAGUGGCCAUUACUGCCAGCUCUGGUGGCCAAAUCGCAACAGCACAAAGGCUGUGUCCAGAAGAUGAUGGAGGCUCUGUGCAACUUUUUUGACAUCAGCAACGUGACGGAAGCUUCAGAAGACGGCGUCUUCGACCACAUGGUGCAGAUGACAACAGCGCUUGGCAGCCCGUUUAUCGCCACGUCCUGUCGGACGGUGUGUCCCGGUAGUCCGCCGUGCGUCGGGAAACGCCGCGUCUCGGUCCAGGAGAUCCUAAAAAAGCAGCGCACGCAACAACUCAAAGGACUCGGAACCGAACGCCUGGAGAACUACAAACGCCUCUUCCAGAACUCUCGCGUCACUCUGGUGCCUAAACCCAAAGACAGGCGUGCCAGCCUUCAGCCCCAGACUCCCAGUGACUCUUCAGUGCUCCGGAGAGGAAGUCUUCUCCCGCUCCACCUGGUGAGACGGAGCAGCGUGAGACCGGGCCUAGUGGUGCCCAAGCUGCGGAUCACCAAGGUUCCGACGGUACCGCACGAUCCGGAGAAGAAGCGGCGCAAAAGUAGCUGCAACAAUGGCCAGUUCCUUCAGGUGCCCAAGUGGAGGUACAAAGAACUUAAAGAAGAACGAAAGAAGGCAGAAGAAGCUGAGCGGAAACGUCUGGAGGCAAUCACUAGGAGACACCUCGCUGGUGGUAAACAGAAGUAACUCCGUCACGACGUGUGCGCUACACAUCCGGGCACAUCUCGGCAUGGGAAUUUUGAUACUUGAAACUUUUGAUCAUCAUUUUUAUUUUCAUAUUUAUUCUGUAAGAAAACGGUCGCUUUUUUGGGAUACUACAAGCUUUGAUUCGUCAGAGGGUCAAAAUUUCUAACACACACAGACACACACACACACACACAAUCUUUCCAUGGUGGGCCCAACAUCCGAGCUGUUAUUGGCUGAAACAUCUACAGUACCAGCAUAAAUAUCAAAUCAAAAAUAUUUGUACAUACUAAAAUGAUUUAUUUUUA
This is a messenger RNA of Ictalurus furcatus (blue catfish), 1912 nucleotides long. It is a transcript of the gene ankrd33ba, whose product is annotated as ankyrin repeat domain 33ba. The transcript has 4 exons. Bases 81 to 1607 code for a protein of 508 amino acids. Gene Ontology annotation, molecular function: protein binding. The record is from RefSeq and is a predicted model, not a curated record. NCBI's taxonomy places the organism in Eukaryota, Metazoa, Chordata, Actinopteri, Siluriformes, Ictaluridae.